Molecule: messenger RNA, 4653 nt
Organism: Schistosoma spindalis
Lineage: Eukaryota; Metazoa; Platyhelminthes; Trematoda; Strigeidida; Schistosomatidae
Source: the annotation of a GenBank genome assembly
GCUUUUUCAGAAGACAUCGCUACAAGUCGUUCAUCAUGCCUCGGAUUAACAUUAAAGGGGGUGUUUGGAGGAACACUGAGGAUGAAAUUCUCAAAGCUGCUGUUAUGAAAUAUGGCAAGAAUCAGUGGGCACGGAUAGCUUCUUUGCUACACCGCAAAGCCGCUAAGCAGUGUAAAGCUAGGUGGUACGAAUGGCUUGAUCCCAGUGUCAAGAAAACAGAAUGGAGCCGUGAAGAAGACGAAAAGUUACUACACCUUGCAAAGCUUAUGCCAACUCAAUGGCGAACAAUUGCUCCGAUUGUUGGGAGGACUGCAAAUCAAUGUUUGGAACGCUAUGAAUAUCUUUUGGACAAAGCACAAAACAGAGAAGGGUUGUCCGCAGAGGAGGAUCCUAAACGCCUCCGCCCUGGCGAAAUCGAUCCAAAUCCGGAGACUAAACCUGCCCGUCCAGAUCCUGUUGAUAUGGAUGAAGAUGAAUUAGAAAUGCUUUCAGAAGCUAGAGCACGGUUAGCCAAUACACAGGGUAAAAAAGCAAAGCGCAAAGCUAGAGAACGUCAGCUUGAGAUUGCGCGAAGAAUGGCUAUGAUGCAAAAGCGUCGAGAACUUCGAGCAGCUGGUCUAGGAACAUUCUUAGGAUUAGCACCGAAAACGAAGCCAUGCAUGGAUUAUAAUUCCGAAAUUCCAUUUGAGAAGCAACCUCCUAAAGGGUUUUAUGAUACUAGUAGGGAAAAACCAGAAAUCAAACCUAUGGACUUUCAACGUUUAAGACUUUCAGAUAUCGAAAAAGAAAGUUUCAUGGAGAGGGAAAAGCGUGAACGUAAAAAGGAUGCUGAACGCCAGGCUAAACGUAUGCAAUCUGAUUUACCUGGAGUUAUUUUGCAACGUGGGAAUUCUUUGGAUGAGCCAAUGUUAAAACGAUCUAAACUUGUACUUCCUGCUCCUCAAGUAUCUGACCUGGAAUUGGAAAAUUUAAUCAAAGUUGGUCAAGCCGGUGAAAAUGCCGUAAGAAUGGCUAUUGAAGAUGCUGAUGGUGAAUUGGGCUCUGCAACACAUCCUCUUUUACCGGAAUAUCCUACCGGUAGUUUUGCAACACCUGCGUUAAAUCUUCAACGCACUCCAAUGGCUGUGAUAGAUUCUGUGACUAGAGAAGCACAAAAUAUUUUAGCUUUGCAACAAGUUCAAACUCCUCUUAAAGGUGGUGAAAAUACUCCAUUAGUUGGUGAAUCUGAUUUUUCUGGUACAACACCUCGUUUACCAAAUACUCUAGCAACUCCGAAUGUUUUACUUCCUAGUCAAAUAGUUGGUGCUACUCCAUUUCGUACACCGAACAGCAAUAUUGAAAAUGGCACUCCAAAUCUUCUCAUGGGUGGUGAUGCUAAUAAUACACCUGGUCCACUAAGAAAAGGUGAACAAAAUUAUGGUCCUCCAAUGUCAAAUACACCACUAAGAAACCGUUUGAAUAUAAAUCCAAUCGAUGGAAAUAAUUUAGAUGGUCUUAACAAUAAUCAUUCCGAAGGUAUGGUAGACUAUUAUGAUCAAAAUGGUGUAAAAACAAAUCUACGCAAAAGUUUGGCUAAUCUACCAACACCGAAGAAUAAUUUCGAAAUAUUUCUCCCUGAUGAAACUAAACCUAACGGUGAUGAUGCCGAUGAUAAUGAUGUUGAAGGUGUUAACGUAGAUAUGGAUCAAUUGGAAGAAGAGAGGGGAACUGCUUCAAGAAUUCCAGAUCAGUCAGAUUUAGAUAGGCAAUCUGAAAGAGAACGUGCUAAAGCCGCUGAAUUGGAAUGGUCUAAACGAAGUCAAGUUGUUAGACGAUCUUUACCUAGACCAUCAGCUGUGAACCAUACAAUUUUGCGUAAUAUUCCAGGUUCAGUCAACCAACUAUCACAACAAGAUGCGAAUAUGACAGAUUUACAAAAGGCUGAAGAAUUGAUUAAACAAGAAAUGGUAACAAUGAUGCAUUAUGAUAAUUUAAACAACCCACCACCAAAUCAAUUGUUGGAUGCAGCUAAACAAACUACUGGUCCAAGUGGUAGCAGUGGUGUUGCUCCAGCUAGUCAACAACGACGUUAUUUACAACAGAUGAAAGCUACACAUGAAAGCUUUUUGAAAGAUUGUCCAUAUGAACAGUUUGUUCCGGAUGAUUUGAAAAUGGCGGAGAAUUUAUUGGAAGAGGAAAUGCAUGUCGUUCGAAAUGGUAUGGGACAUGGUGAAUUAUCAGCUGAAGCAUAUGCUAAAGUUUGGCAUGAGUGUUUAAGCCAAGUUUUAUAUUUGCCAGCACAUAGACGUUAUACACGAGCUAACUUAGUAACAAAACGUGAUCGGAUUGAAUCACACGAAAAACGAUUGGAUCAACUUCGUCAUCUUAUGGCUGAAGAAGCUAAACGAGCAGCAAAACUGGAGAAGAAACUCAGGAUAUUGUUAGGUGGAUAUCAGGUAAUCUGUAAUGUACAACGUUUUAAAAAUUACCUUGAACCUAGUAAAUUUAUUGACCAAGUUGUUUCAAACUUUCUGUCAUUUGUAUAUAUGUGUGCAAAAAAUGAGUGUACAUUUUCUCAAGAAUUUAUUAGAUUUUCCAAGGUAUUCACCCGCCGAAAAUAAGUUCGGAGAUCUAAUGUUUUGUUAUAUUUAUGGAAUGACUUGAUGAAAUGUAGUUGCAUAACCUUACACACUGUCGCUCGUUGUUAGUAUACUUGUGAAUAUAGUAUGCAUUGUGCUUGGUUGAUGAACAUGUACGUAAAGAAAGCAUCUUCAACCACUAAUGCCUACAAAGAAGUAAUUUGGCAAACAAUGUUACCCAUCUCAUGGAAUUAUAUAUAGCCUCUGGUUUCGGAAGCUUUCUGAAUAAAUAAUCGUUAUUAUACUUAACACGUAACUUAUGUGUGCUUCAUAAUAGAUCUAAGCAUAACUUUAUUUUUAGAUUGUACUCAUCACAGGUUGAUCUCAGUUAGAGUAUUAUUAAAAAAUGGAAAACACUAUGCAGCUGUUUCUUCUUGUUACGGGACUCUGUAGUACAUUGCAUCCGCAAUCCUAUCAGGGAUCAAAUCCAAAACCUUUAUGUCUCACAGCAAACUUUUGACCACAAAGUCACUGGUUUAGUGCUCACUGAUACACUUACAACUUCAAUUAAUUUGCAAUAAAGCACAACGACUAUUCAAUGUUAUCAGUGAUAAUUGUUUCACUUUAAACACGUUUGAACUCUGUCAGUCACAAUUUUGUUCUACGAACUAAUUCUAUCUUCCUGUACUAUCUCCUUAUACACCCUCUUUCUUCUAUAUAUUGCCACCACUGAAUUAACUACUUCUAUGAAUCCGGUGUUCAUCUUGUUGUGCUAAUGCGGUAUGGCAACUUGGACCGAUGCAUAUACGUGCCUGGUCCUACGUUGCAGCUGACUGACUGACUGAGUCACAAUUUUACUUACUGUAUAUUUCUCAGUUAUCAGUAGACGGCUCUCCAGUUCUGUUUUAUAAACUCAAGAUUUAAUAAUCCUUUUUUAUUUCAUAUCCUAUUCAAUAAAAUAACUAAAUCACAUUUCUCUUACUAUCUAUUAUUAGUCACGUGCACAAACCUUAAUGAAAGCCAUUGAAGAAAGUGUCGAUCAAAUUGAACAAAGUCAAAUGGAAUUAACCACAUAUGAACGACUUCAUGAGCAAGAAUUAUGCGCUAUCGCUAGACGUUCUGAUGUUUUAGAAGCUGAUGUUGAACGUCAACAAAAACGAAAUGCUGAUCUUCAACGAGAGUAUGGUAGAUUAAUUCGUAUUCGUGAAGAACGUGAAGCAGACGCUUUCUUAGCUAGUAAUAUGGAUUUAAUUAGUAAUGAUGGUGGUGGUGGUAAAGAUGAUGGCGAUACAUCAAUAUCGGUCACCGCUAGUGGUGAUGUCACAUCUAUCUCAACGGAUAUACAUAAUCAAUCUAAUACUGAAUCAUCACAAGCACAAAAACAAACAAUGGUAUAUGGAAAUAAAAAUAUAGUAUCAGGCAAGUGGAUUGCUGUGACACAGAUUGAAAAUAGAGAAGAUCCUGAUCAACCGAUGUUGUUAUCCAAUGGAGAGAUUCCUACAAAGUCUCUUCAUGAUUCAAAUCAUUUCGAACAUGAUAAUAAUGAUAAUCAUCUUCACUAUACUACUGAUGAAAAUAUUGUAUCUCCUUCAAAUAACAAUGAGAAAACAUCGUCUAAUGAUACAGAAUCAUUGAAUAAUAUCAUGAUAGAAUCAACAGUAAAGCAACAAACUAUUAGUUCACAUUAAAAUGUUAUUUUAUCUAAUUUCCAUGUAUACAGAAUUGUUUUUGCCUACCUUCCCUCUCUCUCUCUCUCUCUCACACACACACACACUAUCUCUCUCUCCCUCUCAAUUUGAUUUUCAUGCUUCCCAAGUGUGUCCUAUUCAUUUUUUUUUAUUUCCCUUCCUUUUGUGUAUGAACACUUCAGAAUUUUCUAUACAUUAUGCAAAGUUUAAACGAACUAACUAAUGGGGAUUUGUUUACUGUUUUCUUUAUAGAUUAGUGAAUUAUGUAUUCAUGCUUGUAUUGAAAAAUAAAGAAAAAAAAGCGUUUCGUUUCAUACCAUUAUAUCUAUUACUUUCUCUCUCUAUCUCUCUCUGCUAUUCACUUAAUUGUUUGUAAAGAAUAAUAAUAAUAAACAACGUAAUGAUUA